ACUCUAAAAUCAUCGACUUACCACUUGUCAGCAUUUCGUUUUCAUAUCAGAGUGAGAUUAAUUGAUACUUAUUGUAUUUUUCUCAGGACAAUUGAAUAAACGAUACCGAGUUUUACAAAUGGCGUCCAAAGUUACAUUCAAGAUUACUUUGACGUCAGAUCCGAAGCUGCCCUUUAAAGUAUGACCAGUCCAUUGAAGGGAUCAUCGUUGGGUUAAUAUCAUUUGUGGACCAAAUUUGUAUAAAUACACAUUGCAGUGUUAUCAUGUGCGAUGCAGAGUUCUCGGAGACUCAGUGUACCAGAAAAUACACCAUUCACUGCUGUGCUUAAGUUUGCUGCCGAAGAAUUCAAGGUUGCAGCAGAGACAUCUGCAAUCAUAACCGAUGAUGGUAUUGGCAUCAAUCCUCAACAAACAGCGGGCAACAUAUUCCUUAAACAUGGUUCAGAGCUGAGGUUGAUCCCCAGAGAUCGAGUUGGAGACCACAGUUGACUCGGACUGCAUUGUCAGUUAUUCAAAGCCUAUUUCAAUAUAUAAAUAAAUUCCCUUUUAUCAGCUUUAUUAUUACGCCCCGUGUAAAAUGCGUCUAUCGAAGUUUCCAUGUGCAUGGAUAGCGUAUAUGUAAGUUUCCCUCGAGAGUCAUCGAGGAAUAACUUACAAUUCUGUUAUCGGUAACAUGUUGCUAAUUUCAUAAGCAUGUAAAUACUUUAUGGAACAAUUAUUUCCCAAACUAUCACUGUACACUGACGUUCAGAGACGCGGGAACAACAAUAAAGUAUUUAAAUUA
Messenger RNA from Orussus abietinus, 784 nucleotides. It is a transcript of the gene Ufm1, whose product is annotated as ubiquitin-fold modifier 1. Gene Ontology annotation, biological process: protein K69-linked ufmylation. Gene Ontology annotation, cellular component: cytoplasm; nucleus. NCBI's taxonomy places the organism in Eukaryota, Metazoa, Arthropoda, Insecta, Hymenoptera, Orussidae. The record is from RefSeq and is a predicted model, not a curated record. The transcript has 5 exons. The coding region runs from base 271 to 489 and encodes 72 amino acids.